Molecule: messenger RNA, 2274 nt
Organism: Penicillium subrubescens
Lineage: Eukaryota; Fungi; Ascomycota; Eurotiomycetes; Eurotiales; Aspergillaceae
Product: exosome nuclease subunit RRP6
Exons: 1
Coding region: 1-2274 (757 amino acids)
Biological process (GO): nuclear polyadenylation-dependent snoRNA catabolic process; poly(A)-dependent snoRNA 3'-end processing; TRAMP-dependent tRNA surveillance pathway
Cellular component (GO): nuclear exosome (RNase complex); nucleolus
Molecular function (GO): 3'-5'-RNA exonuclease activity; nucleotide binding; nucleic acid binding
Source: RefSeq, a predicted model, not a curated record
AUGGAUUCCGCAGAGCUCGAUCCAUUCCAGAAGAAGGUGUCCGCCGCUUUGGUGCAGGUGACCCGUACUGUUGCUCAGCUGUCGUCGGAGGACCUGGGCUUCCACCGUACCUCGAGUUCGGAGUUCACAGAGUCACUUGACGAACAAAGCGAGCGGAUUCUUGCGCUGACGUCUGCUGUGCUUAAGGCUGCUACCGCCGGGACUGACGUGGAUGCGCCGUCACUCGACACAGAAGAAUCUCUCGAGGAUAAUUGGCGGGGUGUGGUGGACGUGAUCGAUUCGCUUCUCGAAAAAGCCGAUGCUUGUUUGGAUGAGUUCACGGGCGUGAUCAAGAAAUUGAGCCCUUCACAAGAGGAGCAGGCUCCAGUGGCCAGGAAAGCACCCAAAUUCCCAACCACUUACGACUACGGACCAUCGAAAAUCCCUAAGCCGCAGUUGUUGUUCGAUCACAAGCCCGAUAACUCCGACUUGGGCCCUUUCCAUCCUCUUCUCGAGACCAAACCUCAUGCCUCCGUUCCACUCGAAAAGUCUCUGACGCAACGACAAAUUGGUGGCGUAACUGCCUACCCGCAUCCGUACGAGACCGAAAUUCGCAAUGCGCAGUACCCGAAGUCCGUUUACCAGACUGCCUCCCCGAUCAACUUCCUCUCAUUUGAGGGCACGACCGCUACGUUUGUUGAUACUUUGGAUGGAGUCAAGAAGAUGCUUGAAGAGUUGAAGCAAGCAAAGGAGAUCGCUAUUGAUCUGGAGCAUCAUGAUGUACACUCAUACCACGGUCUUGUGUCCUUGAUGCAGAUCAGCACGCGGAAUAAGGACUGGGUGGUUGAUACCCUCAAACCGUGGAGAGAAGAGCUCCAGAUGCUCAACGAAGUUUUCGCCGACCCCAAGAUUCUCAAGGUCCUGCACGGAUCCACCAUGGAUAUUAUCUGGUUGCAGCGUGACCUGGGAUUGUACGUGGUUGGCAUGUUCGAUACCUUCCAUGCCGCAUCUGCGCUGGGAUACCCCAAGAGAAGCUUAAAGUUCCUGCUUAAGAAGUUUGUUGACUUUGAAGCCGAUAAGCGGUAUCAGAUGGCGGAUUGGCGUGUUCGUCCACUUCCAUCGGGCAUGUUUGACUAUGCCCGAUCUGAUACCCACUAUCUCCUGUACAUCUACGACUGUAUGCGGAACGCACUUAUCGAGGCAUCGACUCCGGAAGAAAGUCUCAUUGAUUACGUGCAAGACCGCUCAAAGAACGAGGCUCUGCAGAGAUACGAACGUCCUGUCUACGAUGCGGAGAAGGGACAAGGUGCUGGAGGCUGGUACGAUCUGCUUUCCAGAAACCCAGGCGGUGCGCUUUCCAAAGAGCAAUUUGCCGUCUUCAAGGCCAUUCACCAGUGGCGUGACGAGGUAGCCCGUGCCGCAGAUGAGGGCUGGCAGUGCGUGUUCCCCAAGCAUAUGCUUUUCAAGCUUGCUCAAGUCAUGCCUCUUGACAUGGGAACUUUGUUGCGCACCCUCUCGCCCAUGACCCCUCUCACCAAGGAUCGAGCUGGGGAUCUGCUUAACACGAUCAAGAAGGCUGCCGCUGCCGGUGCCACAGGUCCAGAAUGGCGCGAUAUCGCACCGCCACCCAAGACUCUUCCCGUGGCUGUUGAUAUGGAAGAUGUUGACUUCCCUAUUGCUGAGCGUUACGAGACAUCUCAGUUCUGGGGCGAUGUCUUGCAACUUCAAGAGCCGUCCGCUCCGGCAUCAUACUCUGCUGUUGCAUCCCUCGAAGCUCUCCGACUUUCUCUUCCUUUGCCGCCGAUGCCUACUACCGUCUCUCAAGCUAGGGAGAAGCUUGCCGUUACGGCAAAUGCCCAGUCCUCUCCGGCUCCCAAGGCGGCCCCUGCGCCCGCUCCGGUCCCCGAAGAGCCCAAGUACUUCACUGUGAAAGACCUUGGUGGUCCACGCAAGCGAAAGGUUGCUCCGGUUGACACCCGUGACGAAGAGGCCUCUACACCCGAUAUCUUGGCUGGACCAAGCGACGAAUCAGAGAUGACCGCGAAACAACGCAAGAAACUACGCAAGGAGAAGAAAAAAGCCAAGAAGACUGCCCAGUCUGCCUCUCAAUUCGAGGCUGAGCCUUUUGAUUACAAUACUGCGGACUCAGUCCUCAAGGCGGCCCCCACAGCUGCGCCAAGCGCACAACAGAGGAAAAAGCCAUUCAAUCCCUACGUCAAGGCGUUGGACGCUCCCUCGGGUGCACGCAAGCAACAGCGGAACGACGCUGGAAAGUCUAUGACAUUCCGAGAGUAA